UGUCCUUGCUUUCAGUCUUUUCCUGUUUGCCUGUCUUUCCCUCGUCCUCUCUGGUUCUCCUCUCGUGCUGCUCUGUUGUUGUUUCACAGCAACACCAGAUGAUGCUUUAUUAGCUGCGACGAUGCUGCGCGCACUCUGUGGAUGCUCCAUGUCCUGCUGAUGCUGCUCCCUUCCUUCCCUCCACUCCCUCUUCGUCCCCUUCCCCUUCCCACUCCCUCUCUACUCCGCUCCCUCCUUUCUCUUCCUUGUGGCUUGCUGUGCUGUGCUGUGCUCCCGUUCGAUCAUGACGCUCAGCUUGCAGCUUGCCCCCUCCUCUUCGCACCUCCAGACCACCACCUCCUCUUCUGCUUCUUCUUCUUCUUCUUCUGUUUCUGCGUCUUCUUCUGCUGCUUCUUCAUCUGCUUCCUCGUCCAUUUCCUUCCCCUCCCCAACUCCCUCCAUUUCCUCCCCCCCGCACCUCUCCGCACUCUCCAUGGGCCCUGCUGUCCAACCCUCUUCCUCUCCUCCACCCGGUGACGACGCUUCCGUUUCUCCGCCCACCAUGCCGCCCCCGAAGCCCAAACCUCGCGCUUCCGCUCGAGUGCCGCUCGAGAAGGGCUACAGCCAAAUGGUCUGGCUCCGUCUCCUGCAAACUGAACCAGACCUAGCAGGUUUAAAAGGACAGUCUCCCAAGAGAUUGAUACCCAUGGAGGAAGUGAAGCAACACAAAACCGAGGAGGAUGCGUGGACUGUGCUGCGAGGACGUGUCUACAAUAUUUCUCCUUACAUCCGCUUCCACCCUGGAGGCAAAGACAUGCUCAUGAAAGGAGCUGGAAGGGACUGCACAGCACUUUUCAACAAGUAUCACGUAUGGGUGAACGCGGAAUUCCUGAUGGAGAAGUGCUUGGUAGGCAUCUUGGACGUCCCUCAAACGUCAUGAUCUUUACAUCUUCUGCUACGAAUGAUGUUCUGACAGCAUUCUCUUGUGCCUAUAUGAAGUAUUAUUUUGUUUGCAGCUCAAGCACCGCCAGUUAUGGGUUUAAUGCUCCUCUUUCUUUGGCUGAAGAUUGGCCCACGUUAACCGCAUCGCAAAAGCAGGAUUUUCAUUACCCAAUUAAUAGAAAAGUGAGGGAACAAUUUUGUAUGAAGAAACACAUGUGUUUCUCAACGAAAUUGUAGCACUUGGGAGCUCAGAAAUGAAACCAGAUCCUUUGAAUAUGUUUAUACAUCUCAUGGUUAUAUUUUCAUCAGCUGUAACAAAAAGCAGUUGUCUAGCAGUAAGUUAUUCAGUAGGAAUAUGCAAAUUAUAUUGAUCACAGAAUCAUAGUACUUAAAUUCUGCUUGUAUUCUAGGGAAAUUGUUGAUCUUGAAGCCUACUAACCAGGCGGUAUUUUGUGAUUCUUGCCAUAAUGUAGGAAGUGGUUUUAGGUUCUUAUCAGACGUGUGUAUGAAGAAGCAUUCAUGGAUAUCAUAAUCUAAAAAGGCUAUGUUUUUUGAUGGAAUGCUACACUCAGUUUAAUCAAGGAGGCUUUCUCUUAA
Molecule: messenger RNA, 1518 nt
Organism: Physcomitrium patens
Lineage: Eukaryota; Viridiplantae; Streptophyta; Bryopsida; Funariales; Funariaceae
Product: cytochrome b5 domain-containing protein RLF
Cellular component (GO): cytoplasm
Molecular function (GO): heme binding; cytochrome-b5 reductase activity, acting on NAD(P)H
Source: RefSeq, a predicted model, not a curated record